AUGCAGUCCCCUCGAGAAGAGCCACUGCGACAAGCACAGCUGUCGAGGCACAUCCUCUCGGCCAGAACAAGCACAGAGUUCGAGGUCACGCUGCGCCCUUCCCCGUCAGGGGCACGUUGCCGGCAGGAAGAACAGAAGAUGCAGGCUCAGGUCAACAACAAGUCUAUGCCCUACCUGAGCCUGCGCUCUCCACCCCCCAGGGACUCCCACCGUGGCUACAACGGCGACCUGUCCCCAGAUGAUCCUAAGUCACUACAGGGACAGAGACAGUGGCACUGGCACUAUCUGAGCAUGGGCAGAUCUCGGCUGUCCCCUUGCAGGCACAACAGCUGGGAACCCGAAGAGAACAUCCUCGACCCCCGGCUGCUCCUCGCCUUCCAGAAGAAGGAACACGAGAAGGAGGUGCAGAAUCGGAAAAGGGGCAAGCGGCCCAGGGGCAGGCCCAGGAAGCAUGUGGAACCAGAGGUGCCUCUGAAAACCAAGUCGAGUAGCUCCUCUUCCUCGACCUCCUCCUCCUCCUCUUCCUCCGAUGAGGACGAUGAGAGCGACUUGGAGGCAAAGAGGGGCCUUCGGGGCAGAGAGAGCCAUCCGGUGCCACAGAAGAAAGCUCAGAUCCUAGUGGCCAAGCCCGAAGCCAAGGACCCCGCCAGGAAGAAGCGUGGGCGGAAGCCUCUCCCGCCAGAGCAGAAAGCAGCCAGGAGGACGGUGAACCUGGCAAAGGUGCUGAAAACCUCCCGGAAGGAGGUGGGUGGUGGCGCUAAGCCGCUGGGCAAACCGCAGCCUCAGCACAGUGCCCAGGCCUCGGGUCUCGCUGUGCUCAAGGCGCACAUGAAAGAGCCCCAAGGGGCGCUCGCCGGGCUUGGCUCCGGAGGCCCGGCGGCAGAGACCCUUCCCGGGAUGAUGAAGGGCUCCUCGGGGAGCCCCAACCGCGGGAUCAGCUGGCAGAGCUCCAUUGUCCACUACAUGAACAGGAUGGCCCAGAACCAGGCCUCUGCAGAGGGCUCACCGGCGGGGAGGCUGGCGCUCAAGGCACAGGCUGCCGGCAAGAGCAGCCUAGGGCUGGACUUGAAAAUGAGGCACCAGAAGGGAGCGGGGGAGCCGGGGCUUAACACGCAGGGAGCCAAAGCCUCCAAGGCGCCCACCGGGGGGGAUCAGAAGGCGGGAUGCGCUGGGGGCUCUCAGGGCCUGCACAAUGGCAGCAAGGCCCCGGCUGGCUCGCCUGUCCCCGGCAGCCAGGAGCUGAACCUUCAGGCUUUAAACUUGCAGAGCGUCAAAAAUAGGCAGAACGCGGCCGGCGGCAGCAGCCUCCCUCGUCACGGUUGUGGAGCUCAGACCAAGAGCACCGGCGCCGGCGGGGCUGGGAACGCGAGCAGCGCGGCUGCGAAGGGCGGCGGGGCCAGCGCGGGACUGCCACCAGCCACGGACAGCUGCAAAAGCGAGAAGCACGUGCCCCGAGCAGGUGCCGGGGACAGAGACUCGACCAAAAGCAGCCCGCCGUGCACGCAGGAGGGGCAGGCCGGGACGGAGAGCCGCAAGCCUUCGGCGCUCUCCGAAGCGAGCACGGGGGAAGAGACCAGCUCCGAUUCGGACCGGGAUUCGGCCUCCUUCCCCAGCGUGGGCCAGAACAUGUCGGUCUCCAUCCAGACCAGCCAGGACUGGAAACCCACCCGCAGCCUGAUCGAGCACGUCUUUGUCACAGACGUGACAGCCAACCUGAUCACGGUGACAGUCAAGGAGUCUCCCACCAGCGUGGGGUUCUUCAAUCUCCGGCAAUACUGAGCCCGGGAGCGGGGCGCGGGGGAGUGGGUCCCCACGCCCUCCCCCACCGGCCGGGCCCCCUAGUUGUAGCAGGUUUUUCUUUCCUUAAGUGAAUGGCAGUGGGACUCACUCGGGGAGGCAGAAAUCAGCCCCUGCCCCUAUAAGCAGCUGGCUGAGCCGCACCUCCCAGCCUGCAGUGAAGUGUCCUGCCAUUCCCAGCCAGGGUUGCUCUUGGUUCGUGGUCGCUAUAUCUGCGCAGACUUCCUGGAACCAGCAGCGAUUCGGGAAGAGGAGGAGGAUACAGUGAAACCUGUUAACAGCCACCAAGGGGGAGCAAUGCCCCUAUUUUUUUUUUUCCAGUUUUCGGAGCAGGUGGCCCCACAAUGGAAGUGGCUAUUCUCUGGGGACAGAGGCUGGCCUGCUACUGAAGGGGACUGGCCAGCAAGUGGCUGCUGAGCCAGGUUUCACUGUACUUGGAUUUCUUUGCUCUGCAGCUUGAAAUGGCAGAACACAAAGCACGCAGCUGUCCAGACAGCUGGGGGCAGGGACGUGAGGCCAUGCCAUGUGGCAGCUCCCUGUUGCAAGGGGAGUUCCCUUUUCCUCCAGGCAUCGCGCCAAACCUAGCCCUCCGCUCCCAGGAUGGUCCGAGUCGGUCCAAACCAUAUGGGCCACUUCCCCAGCACUCAGCAUGCCGCUGAGGGGGUUGUCCGUGCACGUGGGGGGUUUUCAGGGUACACGAAGCUCCUGGGCUGUGUUGCUUCCACGAGGAGUGUGAAACGACCGCUGUUUCUGUUAGCAGCCUCUGGUGGUGGUUUCCCAAUGAAGUGGAAAUGUUGUUUACAUGUCUCAGUCUGGGGGAGCCUGCCAGACUGUGCUUGCUGCCACGGGCACGACCAGACCUCAGGGUGUACCUCUUUCCAAGCAGUGGAGACUGGCAGUCGGCGCCGCAUCUCCAAGUGGUGAGGGGUGCUGCAGGCAUGCAGCACCCGCUCACAGCAGGUCCUCGCUUGGUAGAGGUUGGAUGCAGCGUGAGCUGCUGCAUUGCUUUUGCUUUUGCUUGCUUGCUUGCUGUGAAUCUGGAUGCGAGGAGAAGAAGAAAAGUCCAGGCCUGGGAACCCAGCUGGAAGCAAGGCCUUCUCCUUGUCCUGGUAUCACUUGUGCUCUGCCUCACCUUCUGCAGUCUGCUGUGCAGGUGGAGUUUCUUCAGGUGCCUGCACGAAGCAUGCUUUGAAGCAUGUGUAUGACAUGACCUAGCACCUGCAAAUGCAGCUGACAGGGUUUAACCUGGUUCGUGUGCGUAUGCCUUCAGGGCUGCCCCGGGCUGGAGACCACCCGCUGUCCGAACACCCCUGCCAUCACUCCUCUAAGGCUGAGUGGCAGACAGCUUGGCAAUGUGACUUGCUGCCGUCCUUGAUGCGAAUGUCAGUUCAGGGGAGACGAUAGGACUGAAGCCAUGGUGCAGCUGAGCAGCGAGAAGCAGCUGACAGCAGCAAAGCAUGGUGCAUCGAUAGUUGAGGCUGAGCACCUGUGUCUGGUGGGCUCCGGGGGGCUCUUUGGAGGCAGGACGCGGAAAGUUCAAUGCUGCUGCAGUGGUGCCGAGUGCCUUCCACUGCCACUGACUGUGGGGGGAGGACACCGAGAACCCCUUGGGGUCACGCCAGAAGUCACUGGGAUGUGAAGAGAGAGCAGCUCCCAUCCUCUCAGCAGCAGUGCCAGGGAACAGCCUCUGAAGAGGGGCUUCUUGCAUCCUGCGCUCACUAGUCUUUGGCAUUGUAGGGCUGAGCUCCUCUCCUGGAUGUGUGGUUGAGGCAGUCCGGAGAACCGCUGGGGCUGCUGGUGGACUCCAAGGCAGCCCUAUGAAUAUUUGUGGCUAGACAGACUGCGGGCCCAGCCCAGCAGGUGCACAUGUCCAGCUUCUGCAUCUGAAUUUUGCUUGCCAGGUCGCUGCCCCAGUGCCGUGGCCUUGGGGUGCACCCGUUGGUAAGCCACUGCAUGGAGCACUGGCUGCUUGGUACACACGGGGGAGUAGUGAAAUGCUGUCUGCUCACAGCACCCUGGACCCUGCAUCCCUUGUCUUGGGGGCAGCAGGAUGUGUGGUUGUAUGCAGCAUAUAUUGUUGCAUUCCUGACCCCAUCAUCACUGAGACAGAAUUUGCUGGGCUGGUCUGCCCCGUGCCCUGGGGCUGCCUGGCUGUGCUGCUGUGCUCUCAGCUGGGGCAGUAAGUCAGCGUGGUGUCUGACUGACCCAUGUCUUCACGGUGCUUCGUUCUUUGGUUUGUGUGCUGCCGCGUCUGAACUCCAGACAUCACUGAGGGAAGAUUCCCUGGCUACAGAAAUGCCUCCCGGUUGAAUUUGCAAACUUCCCUCUAAGAUUUUUCUUUUGCAAAUCCUCAGCUGCGGGCCCGGUUUGAGCUGACAACCUCCACGAAGCCUUGUAAGGAUGCUGCUGCUCUUGGACGGUUCCCCGCGGAUAGCUGGGACUUCCUUCUGCCCCUUCAUUACUCAGUGACUCUUCUUGACGCUAGAGGCCUUGCUCGCAUCUCCCUUGCAGAGCUGCUGCUCCAUCAAUCAACCUUGAGAGCUGAGGGAGUUGCUUCAGGUUCCCUGCUAACCUAGGGCUCUUAGCCACUGUAGCUGGCUGCAUUAGGGGACCGCGGCGCUCGGAGACAUGUGGGGCCACGUGGGUCAGACGAGAGUUUUGUCCACGUGCGUGGCUGGUAAGGACCAAGUUGCCUUGGAACUCCAUGGUGCCAAAAAGUUGUUGUCUGUUGACCUCAUCGUUUAAACUCAGCCAAAUGAACUUCUGCUCUGAGACGUUCAAGGAAAAAAACCCGGCUUGUAGCUUCAGAGCUCCCUGCUCGUGGCCUUCACCAGCUGUGUCCUGAAGUCCAGGCCGCGAGGACGGCGGAAGGCCCUUUCCUGCUGCAGCGAACGGGGGAUGUGGGCUGUCAUGGGGGCAGCGCCUGGCUGUUUUCCCCACACACCAAAUAUUGACUACUUGGCCUUUGCAAAUCCAAACUAACCUACAAUGUGCCUUUGGAUCUCUCCUAUUCAGCUUCGCCCAUGACGCCCGUCUCUGACGACUGUUUUGUGCCUAGGUAAAGUUGGCUGUGGGGGGAGAGCACACCUGGUCCCCAGCAUUCGCGCGGCUCCCAGGUGGAGGCAGCUGCUGUGCAUCCCAGGGGAGCUGCCCCUCACCUUCCCGAGCUUGGCACCUGAAUGCCUGCGGAGGAAGAGGGCCCCAGCGGGGUUUAAACUCUGAAACGCUCAAUGAAGGCUGGGGACUGGCAUGUCUAACCAAGACUGAAAAGAGCCCUUGCCGAGCAGAGGAGCGGGCAGGCUGGUGUGAUCAGCUGCAGCCUGCCCUGUUUUCACCUGCUUUAGUCUCUAGUCUAACCAAGCUCUGGUAGGAUGCCCCUUUCCGGGAUGCCGGCGUACACUGCAGUGUACUUCGCAGGACGGCCCCGUCCAGUCUCCCUUCGGAGGGCUUCUCGGGGUUCCUGACUUUGGGCACCUGUCAGUACAAAGGGGGGGUGCCCCUUCCCCUCCCCACUGCCCCCCACACAGAGCGUGCUCCUCUAGUGCCAGAGCCUGCUCUGCCAACUCCAACGUUGUGCCUUUCUGCUCACCAGCUCUUUCAAUCCCAAAGUUAUAGCAACUGUGAAAGUGAUAAUCGGGAAACGCCUUCCUACCAUCAUCUCUGUCUGCCCUCCCCCCCCAUCCCUACCCUCCAGCCUGGUAUUAAACCUACCAGCUCCCUGCGCCUUGCUCCGUGCGCCCGUGUGAGUGAGUUUGACUUUGCAGUUGGCCUCUCCAAGGCGAAGCUGAGAAUUUAAUUUAAUUUAAUCUUUUUUUGUGGACUGAAGUUCCUAGCUGGUGCUAACCGUGUUUACCAAUAAAUAACAUUAGUAUUCAAGGUCGCCUUUUUUUUUGUUUGUAAGAAUUUGCUGCUGUGCGUUUGAGUGUUGAGUUGCCUGUCAAGCAUCCCAGCAGAGCUCAGCUCUUGCAGGUGAGAGGGCGCGAUAGCGAACGGGUCUCAGCCUGGCCGACCCGGGUGAAGCUACCUGCUCCUGCCCAGCGGACUAAAGAGGGGGCCGCUUCAGUCAUCCCCUGUAGAAGC
Messenger RNA from Alligator sinensis (Chinese alligator), 5877 nucleotides. RefSeq names its product chromobox 2 (gene CBX2). Gene Ontology annotation, cellular component: PRC1 complex; heterochromatin. Lineage: Eukaryota; Metazoa; Chordata; Crocodylia; Alligatoridae. The record is from RefSeq and is a predicted model, not a curated record. Gene Ontology annotation, biological process: negative regulation of transcription by RNA polymerase II. The transcript has 6 exons. The coding region runs from base 1 to 1779 and encodes 592 amino acids.